Drosophila innubila is the source of this 913-nucleotide messenger RNA. RefSeq lists its product as uncharacterized. Bases 56 to 844 code for a protein of 262 amino acids. The transcript has 2 exons. The record is from RefSeq and is a predicted model, not a curated record. NCBI's taxonomy places the organism in Eukaryota, Metazoa, Arthropoda, Insecta, Diptera, Drosophilidae.
GAAGAGACGUGAGAGCGUGCAUUUCAGAGAAAAAGAGAGAAAGUUAACUGUAUAAAUGUCCAAGUUGUUGUUGAUUUGUUGCAUUGCGGUUUGCUGCAGUGCAUCCCUGGUGGCCGGAGGCAGAAGGAAUCUCUGGUGGUAUCACAUGUCCACGAGGCCACAAGUGCAAGUCUCCUAUUCUCCCGAAUUAGUGCAAGAUUUGCAUGAAUUUAUCGAUCUGAUACCGACUGCCGUUAUCGAUGAGGUGAUCGCCGAGCAUUUGAUUGUUGAUUCGGGAUUUCGCAAAGCGAUCAAAUUUCUACGCAGUUCGGAUUUUAAGCAAUUGCUGCAACGCAUUCAAAUGUUGCCCGAGGUCAUUGAGGUUAUCAACUAUCUGCAUCUCAAUGAAACGGCCGUGAGUACAACCUUAAGGGUUGAUAAACGCUUCGGCACUCCAUGGACUCUACAGAAUUCGAUCCAGCAUGAAUACGGCUAUUUUCUAACCGAUCCCAGUUCUAGCAACAGUUUACAAGAUGGCGUGGUUAUUGUUUUUCUACCCGAUUCUCAGCACAAUAAUAAAGUCGACUACAAUUUGGGCAGCUUUAUUAGCUUUGUCCAGGAACUGUUGACGCAUCUCCCGAGGGAUCGUUUCGUUAACCUGAUCAAUGAGAAACUGAAAAGCGGAAAAGUAUUUCCCAAGUUCUACGAAGCACUCCGAAGUGAUGAGUUCAAGCCGCUUAUAGAGAAAACUAUGAAAUCUCAGAAUGUGAUCAACAUUUUAAGCACGCUGGCCAGCCAUCAAAUUGAUGCUAAUGCACUGAAAGGAAUCGCAUUUGAAGUCAUCUCUUGGGGUCCACCUGUGUAAAUUAGAAAUAAAAAAAUAUAAAUAAAUAUUAACAAAUAAAAUAUACAAAAUGAAAUGUGCUGGACCGUA